Molecule: messenger RNA, 1539 nt
Organism: Stylophora pistillata
Lineage: Eukaryota; Metazoa; Cnidaria; Anthozoa; Scleractinia; Pocilloporidae
Product: myosin-1-like
Source: RefSeq, a predicted model, not a curated record
AUGAAGAACAAUAAUUGGUAUAAUCACGUACAGUCACAAAAAGAUAAUUUUAAUCCUAUACAAAGAUAUUUAGUUGAUAGUUCUGGAGAUGAAGCUUUUUUAAAUUCAGUAUUUGGUGGUAGGUCUAAUACAUAUACAUAUUCUGACUAUAGAGCAAGAGCAGUAGAAAAAGCCAAAAAGCGUUUUGAUGAUAUAUCAGUUAAGCAUAUAGAAGCAUUAAAUAAUGUAUUUUUACCAAUUCUAGAAGAAUUUUUACCUGAGGGGGUCUUAGAGAGUGUAAAAACAACUCAACCCCUUACACAAUCAUUAAAAAAUAAUCCUGUUUUAAAAAAAGUACUUAACGAUAAUCCUCAAAUAUUAGAGCAAUAUAAUAACAUAUUGUCUAGUAUUGAUAGUCCUUUCAAAAAGCAAGAAGAAAGAUUACAGAAAUUAGUUAAAACUGAUUAUGGUAGCGCCCAGCAUGUAGAAGCUUUUGAAAACUCGUUUUUAGAAAGCUUAGAUUUAACUGAAUAUUUUAGUUAUCCUGAUGGAAGUAAUGGAACUGUCCCAGAUUCUAUAAUUGAAUGUAAAGAAGAUAUACAAGAUAUAGCAAAAGAAUUAGCUGAAGAAAUAGCGCCAUUAUAUGAAGCUGAAAUAGUAUUGCAAGAAGAGCUAGAAGCACAAGAAGUUAUAAGUGAACAUUCAGCAUCACCACCAUCUUCAGAAAUAUCAUCUACACAUCAAGAAUCAGUUUUAAUAAAACCUUCAGCAUUUGGAGGUUUGAUUGAUAUACCAGAAGCGCAGUCAGAAGAGCUAGGCAGUUCUGAAGCUAACAAUCAAAUGUCUAUGGCUGAAAUGAUGGCUAGGAUACAAGAGCUUGAAGAGGCUAAUAGAGCUAAGGAUGCAACUAUAGUUAAAAAAGAUGAGCAAAUGCAAGAGAUGGUUACGAGGGAAGAAGCUGAAAAAAUGAUAGCACAAAAAGAUGCUGACACAAUAUCAGAACUUAAGGCAAAUAGAGAAACCAUCAAUCAACUCCAAAAAGAAAAUGCUGAACAAGAUAGAAUUAUUGAUAGUAAAGACCAAAAACUUGAUACAGCUUACAUGCAAGUAGAAAUGCAAAAACAAAUGUUGGAUAUGAAAGACCAGCAAAUAGAUGGUUUAGUCAGAGACAAAGAUCAUUUAGAAAUAGAUAAAUCAGAGCUUAAAGUUGAAGUAAAAGAAUUAAAAGAAAAACUAAGUAAAGGGAAUAAUGAUAUUGAUAAUAAAUCAUAUAUAAAAGGUUUAAGUGAAUUUGAUGCAAUGAGUGAUUUAUCUGAUUUAGGAAAAAGUAAAUCAGAUAAAGGUUCUGUUGGCAAAUCUAGUAAUAGUAGUGUAUUAAGAAAAAAGUUAGAAACAGUAGAGGAUGAGAACAAGCCUUUAAAAGAUAUGCUGGCAGAAAAUUUUACAAAUAACGAAUUAAAUAGUAAAUUAGUACCAAUGAUAGGAGAAAAUUCAAACUCUAAUUCGGAUAAUGAAGAAAAACUAGAUAGUAUAGAUUUUAACGAUAUAGAUUUAACGUAA